Drosophila mauritiana is the source of this 997-nucleotide messenger RNA. RefSeq lists its product as uncharacterized. The record is from RefSeq and is a predicted model, not a curated record. The coding region runs from base 516 to 935 and encodes 139 amino acids. NCBI's taxonomy places the organism in Eukaryota, Metazoa, Arthropoda, Insecta, Diptera, Drosophilidae. The transcript is spliced from 2 exons.
CCACUUGGUCAUCCAUAAUGGCCUGCUAUUUGCAAUCACAACACCACCAGUUGGAGCCAAUCCUGCUGAUUGCAUACAUCAUCAAAGAGAUUUCAGUUCCCGCUGGCGGUAAUUGAACAAUUUUGCAGAAACGCGUGUGGCCGGCUGGCUGGCUAUCUGCCUAUCUGGCUGGGCUCUGGCUGAGACAAUUGGUCCGGCACACGCACAUGGCUAAUGAAUGAACACCAGCGAGCGGUCAGGGAACGGGUGUGCUGGUGGUACCAGGUUGUCGGGGCAACCGGCCGUUCGAUUGUGGCCCAUACAAAUGGUGGGGGCUGGAUACACACAGCGACUGGACACUGGGAGCGUGUUGACGUUGGGCUUGGCGCUGCACAAAAUCGAUAGGUUCAGCAGGAGUGUGUGGAACCAUGCAAAUACAGCGAAGUUCAUCCGGCGGCUGGUAGCGAGAUCAGUAAAUCGAGUACGGCCACUAAACCCAUAAAUGCGGCAAAGUGGCGUCCUGUUUUUACACUUGCAUGGGUCUGAUGCGGACAGUUGGCGGCGUGGGAGGCGGUGGCAGCGAUGCCCAAUUGCCAGAGGAGGCGGUGUCCACGCUCAAUCAUUGCCCGACCUACCGGCAGAUUCCAGGUGCCGGAACGGGCGCAGGAUCAGCGCCAGCCAAGCGAGUACCCGUCCUGUUUUCCACCAACCGUGGACUCUAUCUGCGCCUGGCCCAACCACUGGCGGAUCAGAUGGAGGUGCUGACACUGCAGCCACGCGGUCAGAACUACAACAUCAGCUUCUGCGACCUGGAGCGCUGGAGCACAAAUCGGGCCAAUGUGGUCAGCCUGGAGGACACCUUCACCAUCAUGCAGCAGCGCAAUAUGUCGCCGGAGUCUGUUAACUACCAGCCACGCCUGUGGAAGAACAACGUCAGCUACAGCCUGAUGCACUGAACUGAAAGCACCUCAAGAUUUAGAUUAUGUCUAAACAAUGCAAUAGCAGAGAAGUCUCGUAU